AAAUGUGAUUAUAUGAUGAUGCUGUAGCUUGGUGCUGCCUCUGAAAUUUUACUGACAGGUAUUCUGGGAGCUACCGGGGAAUUCCUUUAAGACUGAAAGUCCCAUAGGACGUUUAAUGCUUUGACCUUUGACUGGCAGCGAAUGACAAAUCAAAGGUCGGUAUCGGAGAGAGGAGCCGGAGUUCAAAGCGCAUCUCCACUACGGCACAAGACGGCGCUCCCGGGAGAAUGGUAGACAGCGCACUGAAAGUUGGUCGAUAGCGGUGGAGACAGCUUCAGUGUCGGCAGAGGGAGCAGCGGGAGCAGCGCACUCGGAGGCUCCAUAGCGGCCACACUUGGACCGAAGGCAGGCCCGCUGAGAGAGGAAGACUGCAGCACCAUGGACAGCUCAGGUCCCUUGUCUCCAGAUAUGGAGGCCAACUAUGGCGGAGGACUGUUGGAUAUGGUGAAGGGAGGAGCCGGGAAGUUCUUCAGCAACUUCAAAGACAACCUGAAGGAUACGCUGAAAGACACCUCCACCAAGGUCAUGCAUCAAGUUGCCACGUACACUAAAGGGGAGCUGGACAUUGCCUACAUCACAUCACGGAUUAUAGUGAUGACAUACCCAGCAGAGUCAGUGCAGAUUGGCUACCAGAACCACGUAGAGGACAUCCGAUCGUUCCUUGAUAGCCGCCAUGCCGACCACUACACUGUCUUCAACUUAUCACAGCGCAACUACCGCGGCGCCAAAUUCUCCAACAGGGUUUCAGAGUGUAACUGGCCCUCUCGCCAGGCUCCCGGCCUCCACAACCUGUUUGCUGUGUGCAAGAACAUGCACAAUUGGCUCAAACAGAAUCCCAAGAAUGUGUGUGUCAUCACCUGCUCGGAUGGUCGUGCUCCUUCGGGUGUUUUGGUUUGUGCCAUGUUCUGCUUCUGCCACCUCUUCAACAACCCAGUUCCUGCUAUGCAGCUGCUCAGCGCCAAGAGACCAGGUUCUGGCCUCUGGCCCUCACAUCACAGGUACAUAGGCUAUGUGUGUAGCAUGGUAUCAGAGAAGCCCAGUCUACCCCACUCCAAGCCCUUGAUGAUCAAGGCCCUCACUAUGAGUCCGGUUCCCUUCUUCAACAAGCAGCGUAGCGGCUGUCGGCCCUUCUGCGACGUCCUCAUCGGAGAGACCAAGAUCUUCACCACUUCACAGGAGUAUGAGAGGAUGAGAGAGCACAGGGUUCAAGAGGGGAAGGUAGUUUUCCCUCUGGGUGUAAGCGUUCAAGGUGAUGUUGUAGUUUCUGUCUACCACAUGAGGUCAACCAUUGGAGGACGUCUGCAGGCAAAGGUGUCCAACACCCAGAUCUUCCAGAUCCAGUUCCACACUGGCUUCAUUGCUCCUGGAACCACCAUGUUAAAGUUUAACAAACCAGAGCUGGAUGCAUGCGACUCUCCCGAGAAGUAUCCCCAGCUCUUCCAUGUGAUUUUUGACGUGGAGGUCGAGGGGGUGGACAAGCAGAAAGACCUGACGCCACCGUGGGAGCAGUUCCCCUGUAAAGACCUCAACCCCACUGUGCUUUUCUCCUGCCACCAGGAACAUCAGGACGCGCUCGCUAUUGCUGAGCCAACCAGGCCCCACGGAGGCCCAGAUGGUAGGGCCCAUGGUGAAGAAAGUGAGCCCUCAGAUGAUGAGAUGCUGUCUCUAUCCAGCCAGCGAAGCAGCACCAGUACAGCCCCCCAGAAACCCGACCCCCCUGCUCCAACACAUGCUGCCCAAGCACCCGCUGAGGAAGUGGAUCUUCUUGGACUUGAUGGAGGGAUCAGCACUCCAUGUCCCUCAUCUCAGCCUCUGAGUACUGCAGCUCCAACUACUGACCUCCUUGGGGACUUGUUUGGGGGUCCUCCCCAGCCAACCAGUGGGGCUUCAUCCACCCAGUCCACACCACACAAAGUAGCCCCCAGCACCGCCUCACCAUGUCCCUCUCCUGCCCGACCAGCGUUUGAUCCCUUUGGGACGGGUCCCAUGCCUAAGCCUCAGGAAAUGAUGGGCUCACUCCUUGGACAAGGUAACAUGGGGCAAUCAGACCCCUUCCUGCAUGCUGCUCGCUCUCCAUCACCCACCAUGCAGCCUACAAGCCUGGGUCGGAGUUCCCCCAUCCCGCCCACCGCUCCAACUGUCAACAUUCAGCAACAAAAUGCCAAGGGAGGCUGGGACUGGAACAAGACCGCUACCACAAACACAGGAGCUGGAUUCGGUAUAGGCAGUCGAUCAGCCACUACCAGCCCCACAAGCUCGGUCCACAGCACCCCCACCCAUCAAACCAAGCCAAACACCCUGGACCCAUUCGCUGACAUAGGCAACCUGGGGGGAAGCUUUGGAGGCGGCUCUGGCUUCUCCAGCAAGCCCACCACUCCUACAGGAACAACCCCUUCAUUUCCUCCCAUGGGCUCCCCAUCGCGGCCUCCUCCAUCUCCCCAGCACACAGGAGGAUGGCAGCCCCACACGGGAGCUGGCUUCCCCUCGUGGCAGCCGGGUGCUGGAGGCGGUGGAGGAUGGCAAUCCCAAGGACAAGGCCCUGCCCCACAGCCAAAACCCAGCCCUAGCCACACCCCCAUGCCUCACACGUCUCCCCAGAAUCGACCCAACUACAACGUCAGCUUCUCUGCAAUGGGAGGAGGCUCACCCAGUGCUGGAGUCAAAGCACAGAGUGCCAUGGGUACUAAGCCCAAGGCCUCGGCUGCCAACUUUGAUGACCUGCUCUCUGGUCAGGGCUUUUCAGGGACCAAAGAGAAGAAAGGGCCCAGGACUAUAGCAGAGAUGAGGAAGGAGGAGAUGGCCAAAGAGAUGGACCCUGAGAAAAUAAAGAUUCUGGACUGGAUCGAGGGGAAGGAGCGUAACAUCCGUGCCCUGCUGUCCACUAUGCAUACUGUGCUGUGGGAGGGAGAGACACGCUGGAAGCCUGUGGGCAUGGCUGACCUGGUUACUCCAGAACAGGUCAAGAAGGUCUACCGCAAAGCAGUCCUUGUCGUCCACCCAGAUAAGGCGACAGGACAACUCUAUGAACAAUAUGCCAAGAUGAUUUUCAUGGAGCUAAAUGACGCCUGGUCGGAAUUUGAUAGCCAAGGACAAAAACCCCUCUACUGAGGAGAUGAUAGGAAGUGAUUGGAAGUGAGCGAUGAAGCGAUGUCCCUGCAGAUUCUGUUAUCUAACCUGAAAUGUGUCACCACUCUGGUCAACAUACUACAGCCACAACCCACAACAUCUGCCUUUAUACCUGUGCUUUGACCCAUGCUUCUCUUCUCGACACGCAAACACAAAACAUCCAGUUGGCUGCAGAACUACAGUGUCCAGACUAAACAGUGUAACUAAAGAAAAGACUCCCUGUAGCUCCAGUUUACCUACCUACUCUUUGUGGUGCAACAUUGUCCUUCCUUGUCGAUUGUCCAUAGCCCUGAACCAACCCAAAGCAGAGUCACCGGGAUGUCUGACAAAACAGAGCAAGUCUUGAUUCUCAGACAGACCAAAAGAAAUCAAGAGACAAUAGACACACAAGAUAAGAUAGACAAACAAAUCAGUGAGUGUAAUGAACAAGCUUUUUUUUGUUUUUUUUGCAAGCUGCUCAAAAAAGUUAUUCAGAGCGCUAACUAGUCUGUAAGGCACAGCAAAUAUUUAGCAACAAUCAAGUCAUUUUCAACACAUUCUCUUCAGGAAGUAGAUUUUACUAUGUAAUGCAUGUGAAAAUUGAAAAUGUUGUGAUAUCUAAUCCAGUUUUUAAAUGGAAGUACAAAAAAAGCAACUGCAUCAUACAUUUUUCUUUUUUUUCACUGAUUGAAGUGAAAUUGAACUUACGCCAAACCUGUUUUUCUUCACAAAUUGGCUAUUUGGAAAUACAAAUUAGCAAUUAUCUGUCUAAUUUAGAAAGUUUUAUGAAAGUGCAAAAGGAUGAAAGCAAAGAACGUUUGCUGCUUUUGAGACUAAUGCUGACUAAAGGUUUGCUUCAAUCUCCACUAGCCUUAAAAUUUAGUUUGCUUGAGAUAAUUGAAAAUGAAAAAAACUAAUUAAGAUGUUUAAAAAUGUGGGUCUCUACAAUAAAAACACGUUAGAAGGCUGCUAAAAUUUACACUCCUGACUUAGUAUUAAUAUGGUGGACGAAACAUAGUGGUGAUAUCAUUGGUACGUCUGAUCUAAUCGAGCCAUGUUUUUCUGUGUUUGCUGCAAACUGGACAUUGAAUAUUUUAGGAUUAGCACAUGUACAGAUCCAUACGUGAAGCACCUUGAGGCCUCAUGCAUUCUCGCUCAUACAGUAAUUUUUGCAUGAUAGCAACCGGGGAGCUCAGUGAAAGCACAAACUGACUACUUUAAUCUGUGCAGCUUUGAAGGAAAGCCAUUGUUAUUUAUUUAUUCAUUCAUUUUUCUUCAUGUUCAUUUUUGAUUUGUGUAUCAGGGCUGCUCCAUUUGGGUUCAAACUAAAUGCACAUGUCCUUAUCUUGUGUUUUUAAAGCUGAAUAUUUUUGGACCAUUUUCUUUCAUUCACCAACUGACUGACUGACAAACUAGCAAGGGGAGAACCUUGUCAGACCAUAUCACAGUUUUUGUCAGUAUAGCAUUUUAUAGACGUCUCUAUUGUUUUCCAAACUACAGCAAUCACAUAACUGUGCUCAAACAUCAGUCCCACAAACUCCAUACAAUGCAAUAAGAGUCAUGACUUGAUGGAUGAUUUUGUCAUAAAACGGCCUGUAAAUCAUGUCAAACUGAUGAGUGAAUUAAUAUGCUGUACUGUAUCUUAUAUCUUCAUAUUUUAAAUUCCUAAUUUCACUAAGAUUCUACAUAUCUGCUCUCACUAUCACAGUUUUAUCAAAACACUGAUUAAUUUGCAGCAGCUGCAAUAUGUUUUUUUUUCUUUGAUUACUUGAUGUCAUUUGUUUACCUUUGUGAGACAUUUCUGUCACAGCACUGACACUUUUAUUUAUAAUAAUCAUGCAGCUUUUUUCUGGACAGUUAAUACAGGUACUAUAUCAUAUCAAAUGUGAGGUACAGCACAUGUGGCUCAAUGUGUCAACCUUUUGUCAGGAGGUGUACAUGUUGCAGGUGCUGUUUCGAAUAGUUUGAAUCCAGAACAGAUGUGAACUUCUCUGAAUCUCUCCUCAUAUAAUUUCAUUAACAUACUGACUGAUGUGAUUGUUCCUCUGUAUAUUGGUCUCUCCCAUGCCUUUGGUACGUGUUUUAGGGAUAUUAUCUCCUUGUGUAAAAGUUUUUUAAAACCCUGGGAUGAAGCCCAUGGGCCAAUGACAGAAAUAUAUAAGAAAACAGUAAAUAUAUAUGACUUAAUAUUAUCAUGAAGGAAAUGAAGCAAUUCUCAAUUUUUGAAAACAUAAUUUUGUGGUUUGAGGUUCUCAAAAAAUACUAAUAUAAUUGUGACUCUAUACCAUCAACAUCUUUCAACUUUGUUUAUACAAACGUUCUACUGUAAAAUCCACUUAAAUAACACACAAUAAAAUGUGUCUUGAAUAAUUUUUAACGCACAAAUUGAGCAAAAUAUUUGCCUUCAUGUUUAAGUUCUUAACAUCAUUACUGUUUUCAUGCUUUCUGUGUGUUUUGGAGAUUGAGUUGAUGGAUAAGAUAUCUAACCAUCAUAAUGUCCCUCUGUUGGAAUUCAUUUUUAUCCAUUAUUCUUACUUUGCUCAUCUACACUUAGGAUGUUGAGUGAAUACUGACCAGUGUAAAAAGAGUCUGACUGCUGUUUCUUAAACCGGUUUGGGACCCAAAAUGGAUCAGGGGACUCAAAUAUGGUGCUCACCAUAUCACUGGAGAGAGAUUAUGAAAUGGGUCCUUGAAAAAGACUGAGUAGAACAUGUUGAAGAACUCCUACCAGACACAGAAAGUGUGUAGUAUGUGCUUCUGUGCUCUAUUUACACCGAGGACCUACAUGUGAAAUAACCCUCAUAAGCUCCCUCGCUGACUGAAUUCUCUAUCUGCAAUCUUACAGCUAUGUUAAAAGCUAACCUCUAUAUUGUAGUCAAUGGAUGUGUGUUGUUUGAAGUUGUGGUAUGUAUGGAAAUGAUCUGAUUUGGAUACAGACUACUGUACGUUAUGUGUUUGCCUGUCUGCUGUUAAAGUAUUACUAAAAUGUGUAAAAUUAUGUUCAUGUGUUCCUUUUCAGUUCUGUUUACUGUUACAGGAUGUACAUAAUGAUCAAGUGCAGUGCACAGAAAUAAAUAGUAAACA
This is a messenger RNA of Scomber scombrus (Atlantic mackerel), 6189 nucleotides long. It is a transcript of the gene dnajc6, whose product is annotated as DnaJ (Hsp40) homolog, subfamily C, member 6. Bases 379 to 3108 code for a protein of 909 amino acids. The transcript is spliced from 19 exons. The record is from RefSeq and is a predicted model, not a curated record. Gene Ontology annotation, biological process: clathrin-dependent endocytosis; synaptic vesicle uncoating. Gene Ontology annotation, cellular component: postsynaptic density; vesicle; cytoplasm. Gene Ontology annotation, molecular function: clathrin binding. Lineage: Eukaryota; Metazoa; Chordata; Actinopteri; Scombriformes; Scombridae.